Molecule: messenger RNA, 5403 nt
Organism: Artibeus jamaicensis (Jamaican fruit-eating bat)
Lineage: Eukaryota; Metazoa; Chordata; Mammalia; Chiroptera; Phyllostomidae
Gene: SAMD5
Product: sterile alpha motif domain containing 5
Exons: 2
Coding region: 431-967 (178 amino acids)
Molecular function (GO): protein binding
Source: RefSeq, a predicted model, not a curated record
UGUGCGGCGCAGCCCCGGGACCGCCCCGGCCGGGGAAACUCCGGGGCGGCUCCGCGCGCCGCUGACCGGGUGCGGGGCCCAGGGGUGUGCCCGGCCCCGCCCGCCUCCGCCCCCGCCCGCGUCCGCCGCGCGCCCCUCCCCGCGGCGGCCGCGGCGCUUCCAGGGGCGGCGCGGAGCGACUCGCCCAGCCGCCAGCGCCGGGAGCUCCAAGCUGCUUGGGGAAUUCACUUCGCCGCUUUUUCGCUUCUCCGUCCUCAGGAUUCUUCUGAUGGCUUUCUGUCUUCGGCUCUAUCCUUUCUUUUAAAAGGGAAACUUCACUGCCAUUUUGCUUUCCCCCCGUGGGGGAGAGGAUUAAAAGUUCCGAGAACUGGAGGCGCCCGCGGGGCCCCGGCGCCGAGACGGCGAGUGCCGGCGGGGCUCCAGUCCCACCAUGUGCACCAACAUAGUUUACGAGUGGCUGCGAGCGCUGCAGCUCCCGCAGUACGCGGAGUCCUUCGUGGAUAACGGCUACGAUGACCUGGAGGUGUGCAAGCAAAUCGGGGACCCUGACCUGGACGCCAUCGGGGUGCUGGCGCCCGCACACCGCCGCCGCAUCCUGGAAGCCGUGCGGCGGCUGCGGGAGCAGGACGCCGCCGCCGCCGGCCUCUACUUCACGCUGGAGCCGCAGCCACAGCCCGCGCCGCCCGCGCCGCCCGCACCGCCCGCGGUCCUCCGCCCCACGGGCCGCCGUGGGGAGCCGAGCGGCGGCCCGGCCCAAGGCUCCCGCGGGGUCCCCUGCAGACAGACGACCGCCCCCCACAGCAGGGAACUGGUGAGCUACCCCAAGCUGAAGCUCAAGAUCAUGAUCAGGGAUAAGCUGGUCCGAGACAGCAUCCACCUGAGCAAACCCCCGUACUCCCGCAAGGUCCCCAUGGCUGGCAUCCUAGCGUACUUAAUGAAUUGGCCGAAGUCAUCACAGAACCGCUAGAUAUCAUUUUUGAGAACCCGUGGAGGACUGGUGAGGUGCCUGAAGACUGGAAAAGGGCAUAUUUAGGACCUUCUUUCAAAAAGGGAAAUGGAUGGUGACCCUGGAAAUACUCAUCAGCUUAACUUUUUGCUUGGAAAAACUCUGGAAUAAUCAGUCUACUGGGUAACUAACUUACAAUAGCUAGAAAUGAGGCAGCAAAAUACUACAUGUUAACAAGUACUGAGUUCAUUUUUAAAGGACACAUCAUUAUGAGAUACCGUCAUGCAUAUUCUGGGACUCUUCCCUUUAUUCCAUGAGUUCUUGAGGAAAAUAAAUGAGGUUAACUAAGGUUUGGGGUUUAAUGAAAUUUAAGUAUAAUAUCAGACGAAUAGCAGAUUUCUGGCAUUAGCUAGUAAUUACAUUAUUUUUAAAUUAACCUUUAACUUGAUAAGAGUGGCUUUAAUUUUGUAUUUCAACCUGUUUUUUUUUUCACUUUAUAUAGGACUGUGUUUUCAUAGGUUGAGAUAGUUUAUAUAAUUUUAUAUUGAAUAGUUUGGUGACGGAAUUCUUAUUUUAAGGUACUUUAUAUAGUCAUUUCAUAUAUAGGUCCAUUUAUAAAGCUGACACAUUAAGGAACAUGACCAAAGGAAGCCAUUUUUUCCCUAACUUUUCUUUUUAAAUUGGAUCUGGCUGAAGUUCGGUGUUAGGACCAAUCAGACUGCCUUGUGCUGGUACAGACUGAGCAGGAGUCGGCUGUGGCUCUUGGGGCCGGUUCUCCUCACUGUGGGCGCUGCCAGGCCGGUGCAGAACCUCACCCCACCUGGCUCCUGGCCUCCGGCUUCAGGUCCGUAGGCACAGGGAGGUGGGCAGUGGCAGUGAGCUUUCAGGAGGCCGCAGCUGAUCUGAGAGAUACAAACACUUUUCUUAAAUAUUGUUACACAUUGCCUUUGUACGUGACUAAUGUGAAGCCACAACAUCCAAGCUAGUCAUGACCUUGAACUUGUGUACCCAAUAGAUGUAACAAUAAUUAAGAAAAGAGUCUGUAUCUCUCAGAUCAACCGCCACCUCUGGCGGGUUAAGAACCCUGUUUAAUUACAGCGGAAAAGGAGGGCAGAAUGAGGUGGAAGGAGGGAAUUAAGAUGACUCCGGAGUUUUUCUGAUUCCUAUUGUUCUUGCCUUUGGAUAUUGGCAGUUUUAUUUUCUGCUGAGAAAAAGUAACCAUGUUGUUGGGAUUAAAAAUUGAGUUACAAGGAGAUCAUCAGAAAAGAUACGAGAUAUGCAGCAAGCUCCGGAGUCACAGGCAGCUUCUGAGAGUAGCUGAGCAGAGCCGUACCGUAGAAUCUUCCCUGUGCUUUGGAGAAGUGCAUGAGAGCUGUAAGUUUACCAUAAGAUGUAAGUGUUCUAAAGCUCAAGAGCUGGGGACGCUCAAAGGGAAAGACAUCUGUGUGCAUUUCUUUCUGGUGCAUGCUGGUCCCUGGGAAGGGGGAGGUCUCCAAAGGCGAUUUGAUUACUACACUGCCUCAAAAAUCCAAGAUUUAUAGGGUUCAGCUACUUCUAGAGAUUAAUUUAGAUACUAGAUAAACUCAGUCUCAUUCUUAAUGUAAAUGCAAGGAAAUUAAAAGCAUAUAUCCGUUGUCCUUUAAAUAUACAUAACUUGUGCUUUUGUAAGGAUUAUCCUCCAAUCAAACUUUAACUUUUCUGGUGAACUAGAGUCUUUAAAAUUAACAAGCCAUAUUUUUAAAAGAGUGUGGAGGAGGGUCUAUAUAGAUGAUAGAUAUAAUUUAUUAUGAUAAUAAGUGGGUUCCUGUUAGAGACCUCAUUUCCAGGUGCAGCUUCUGUGGCAGAUGUAUUUCACAGAUGUACCCUUACAUGCAUUUGCCAAACUGUUACCAGAAGGGACCCUGCUUCUGAUAAAUCUACUACUGUCAUUGUGGGCAUUAUGAUGCAAUCUAAUGCAAUCAGGAUGAAGUAAGAGCUAGACUGUAAGAGAAAAUCAUAGUCUUGCCGUGAAUUGUAUCUGGCGAUAACUACUCUUGAGUCAUUUUUAAAGUGUCUUUUCUUUUAUCAAGCAUUCAUGAUAUUCUUAAUCUUUUAAUGUAAAAGGAAUAGUUGAGGGACAAAUACAUUAUCAUAACUAGGGGAUUAUGUUGAUAUGUUUUUCCUAGAACAACAGAGAGAUCGAUUACAAAUGUUUACUUCCUAAUAUUGAAGAAUUUGGAGGACUAUAGCAAAAUUUACUUGAAAUUCAUUUUAAAAGAAAGUUUGUGGGGGUGAGGAAAGAAAGAUUUUAUUACCAGAAAAUAUUUCUUGGCAUAGGGAAUGCGUAAUCACCAAAGAACUUUCUUUACAUCCACAUAGAAUAGUGUCUGUUCUUCAUCUACACAGAAGCAGUUUCUAACACCUUGGUGUUGCAAAGUCAACAACAAAACAAUAAGAAUUGAGUUUUUACUUUGGAGUUGGUCAGAUUCUUAGGUCACAAUAAUACCUCCUAUCAUUCUUAAGAGGCUUAGGAGUCCUGCAUCCUACACCCGCACGGGUCUUGGCCCAGUGCUUGGCCCAGUAGCUUCUCAUGUCUCUCUUCCUUUCCUUCUUUACUGCCAGUCUCUGUCUUUAUUUUUUCCAAAGAUUACCUGAAAACAGACAAGAAAACGCAAGGGUAAACUGCCACAUUCUUAUUGCUGCCUUAAGCCCCCUGAAUAAGGCCCCCCCCUUGCUUUCUUUUAGGAAGGAGAAGAGGAAGGUGACCGUGGCCACUCACUGUCACCGCUGAGCAAAUGGGAACCGACCGAGUGCAAGAGGGGGCGAAUUUGGAAGGCCAGCACUCGGCCAGUCUGGGGACAGUCACAUAGACACAUUUUUCUCUAAUUUCUCUCUUUUGUAAAGGCUUUAGAUUUGUAAGUUUGGUGUGCAAGUCAGUGAGUGGCAUAUGUGCAUUUUCCUAUGAUUUUUGUGACUUGACUUACAAACUAGGAGUACAAAGGGGCACUCGCCCAAAGCUGCUUCUGCAGUAAAGUCAGCCAAGGUGUAAAGCAAGUGACAGUGCAUCAGCAAACUGCUGACUGUGGAGAGAAGCCAGGUGUGCCCGUGACUGGGGGGCACCUGCGGGAAAACUGAGACUGUCCUCGGUGAAGGGUCGGAGUGUGGUAAACAGGUCCCUUGUCUGGGCAUUGAGGACUACCAGAAGGGCAGGUUAAAGAAAGUUAAAUUUUUGGAUAGACUAUUUGGUUUAUGUAACUUUAUACAUAUAGUAAUUAGGUGUCCAAAGACCAUGUUCUGGCAGGUGGAAAAGUUCUGAAUUUCAAAGUGAAUAAGGAAUAAACAGUGGAAUAUAAUAUCCAGACAUAUAAAUAAGAAAUGAUCUAGAGCCUGACCUUAAAUUACAAGUUCUUCAUUCAGACCAAGAGCCAAGUAACAGGGAAUUCUUAGAAGAGAUUAGCUGACAAUGUGAGUUUAGAAUAAAGCCAUAACAGAUGCUGUAUAAAAUUACACAAAAUUGAUUGUACAGAGCAAAGCAAAUCAGCUAGACUUUCUCUCUUAGAAUUUCUAAUUUUGCUCUUAUAAUAUCCUCAAUGGUCAUCAAUUAGAUAUUCCUACAUCAAUGUUUUACACUAUUCAGAUUCUUUGAUUAGAAAUUCUUAUUCAACUUUAUAGUAUUAAUUUCCAAGGAGAAAAAAAUCAAAUGAAGUUUCUACUCCAUGAUCACUAUUUUAGAUAUUCCCUUAAAAGACAAAAAAAAAAAAGAAAAAAGUAGUUUAGAAAAAUGAACGACAUAACUGUUUUUACUUAUCAAAAUAGAUGUUUUCUUUUAAGUAGUUUAAGUCCCUGAAAAUGAACUUUAAAUUUUUUUGUGAUUGUUGUAAGGUAACUUUUAGAGGGAAAUCGGUGGUUAAAUUUCACAGUAAGAGCUGGGUGUUAUUUUUUUUGACAAUUUGACCAAUAUUUCUCUCACUGGAACCAAAAAAAGUCAACUUUUAAAUAUUAGUUAAGGUGACACAUGUCUUUUCUAGAUGUGCUCCGUAACAUGCCCUCUGCCAGACAAAUUCGCCUUCCUCUUCCAAAAGUGACCUGCCGUGUCACAGGCGUAGUGGACAGGGUGGCGUAGUGACUGGGACAAAUGUCAGGGCUUCCGUUGUUCAUUGCAGUCUCUCCCUGUUUCCUAAGCUUGACAGUGUUCUGAGGUACUGUUUGGGUUAGCGGGGCCAUGAUUCACGGGACAUUUCUGCCCAUGCAGACAUGCGUGCACAUCUUAGUCGGUGCGCACAGAGUCGUUCUAAGUGUAUGCUGCAGGUUUGGUUUUAUGAAUGUAACUGCAAUGGACUCAGUCUUGCCCUUCCAGUUACUGUUUUACAGAGAGGUUGUACAAGAAGGCAUAAAGAAACAGCAUUGUGAACCGUGGGCUGGAUGCCCCUGUGGCCCAUGAUUUGCAAACAUGUUCGUUCUUCAAUAAAUGUGACUUU